Camelina sativa (false flax) is the source of this 1894-nucleotide messenger RNA. Lineage: Eukaryota; Viridiplantae; Streptophyta; Magnoliopsida; Brassicales; Brassicaceae. The record is from RefSeq and is a predicted model, not a curated record.
AAAAAGGUAAAAUUGGGUCUCUGGCUUUUCCUCAAUAUUUCAAUAGGUCCUCUCUCUCUCUCUCUCUUCUCUCUUCUCUCUAUAGGGCCAUUGUCGUCUCUCGUGGUCGUGGGUUCCCACUAGCAGCUUUCUUGUCUUCCUCCAUUGGUUUCUCUCCCCUUCUCUUUUCCUUCAAUCAACCAAAACAGAGGUUUUUUGCUCUUUCUCUAUUGUUUCACUCUUUAGGUCCAAAGUUUUCAUUUUUUUUUUCUUCUUCUUUCGUAUUCUGUGAAUCGUUUUCUUUUGUUGGGAGUAGUAAAGUUUCAGUUUUUUUUCUUUCGUCUUAGUUCAAGAUUUUGGGUUAAAGAAAGCCAUAGAGAUAGAGGGAGAGAGAGAAAGAUUGAAACUUUCAUGUGAAUUUUAGGGUUUGUGAAUUGGGGGAAAAGCAAUCAGAUGGCUCAACAGAGACAGUUUCAGAUGGAAGGUAAUCAUAAUAAUAGUAGCGGUACGAACGAUACCAAGUUGACGAAAAUCUUCGUGGGAGGAUUAGCCUGGGAGACGCAGAGAGAUACAAUGAGGCGUUACUUUGAACAGUUUGGUGACAUUGUUGAAGCUGUUGUCAUUACUGACAAGAACACUGGAAGAUCCAAAGGAUAUGGAUUUGUGACGUUUAAGGAAGCUGAAGCAGCCAUGAGAGCUUGUCAGAAUAUGAAUCCUAUGAUUGAUAAAAGAAGAGCUAAUUGCAACCUCGCUUGUCUUGGUGCUCAGAAACCGCGUCCUCCUACUUCUCCUAGACAUGGUUUUUUUUUUUUUCAACAACAACAACACACUGGUCAAUUCCCAUUUCCUUACCCAACUGCUUACGGAUUUGCUGGUUAUUCUCAAGAGGGAAUGUACCCAAUGAACUACUACAAUCAUCAUCUCUAUGGAGGACAGCAGUUUUCACCAUAUGUGGGACAUCCAUCAUCAGGAUCAACAGGAAUGUACCAUGGCUAUUAUCCAUUCUAUGCUCAAUACAACGCAGCACAAAGUAGCAAUCAAGCUCAAGCUCAAGCUCAACAUCAUCAAGGUUUCAGCUGUCAAUACACUGCUCCACCUCCUCCUCUGCUGCAAUAUCCUUACUUGCCUCACCAGCAACACUUUAGUUCUCAGCAGCAAUUCAGCUCUCAGCAGCAGCCUCCGCCUCCAGUCCUCUCCCUCCCAACCUCUCUAGCUCUAUCAUUGCCAUCAUCUUCAUCACCAUCCUCUACAACUUCCACCUCAGCUGCAACGACAGCAGCAUCAAAAACAGUAGUUAUUACUACAGCGACAAAGAAUGCAGCAGCAGCAGCUGAAACAAGCAGCACCAAAGAUGGCCAUGAAGCAGUAACAACAUCAACCAUCAAGAUAGAAGAUUGAUUCAGUACUACUACUACAAUAGCCAGAGCAAGGGACAAACUUCAGUGUACACUAACUCAUCAUCAAUCUCUCCAACAACGUUCUAGAAACACUCAUUCAUUGGUCUUAGGAGUCUAGAAUCUUAAUUAGUACUACUUAGGAGGAGGAAGGAAGAAGAAGAAGGAAACAAUCAUAUCACAUUCUUUGUUUUUUUUUUUUGGUUAUUUCAAGAUUCAUAUUGCAUUUUAGGUUAAAGAAUCAAGAGAAGGCAUUGGUUGCUUUUUUUUAGAUUCUUAGAAGAAGAAGAAGCAGAAGAAAAAAAACAUGGAUGGAUGCAGAAAGCAUCAUCAUCAGAUUAUUACAUUCAUUUGGGGAUUUAUUUUUCAGGUUCAGAAGAAAUGUUUUAUGUCUUCUUUUGAACCCAAACUGGAUUUUUAAGCUUCGGAUAAGCUUGAAAUCCCUUUUUCUUUUCUUUUUCUUUUCACAUAUGUAAUUCUUGAAAUUGUUAUAAUUCAAUCACAUUGCCUCUUCUUACCUA